AUGCCCCGCGAACUGCCGCGCGUCGAUCUCGAGCAUCCCAGUGACUUGGAUUUUAUCGUGCAGGCAGUGCACAGCUACGCACGCGAUGUUGGUGCGGAGCGACUGCGUACGCGUGGACGUGCUGCGGCGGCGCUCCAAGACACGCUAGACCAAGCGCUGGCCCGCUGGGUCUAUGCGGCGCGGACGCGCCUGAUACCCAAUGUCCUCGUGAAUGGACUCACGCUCGCAGAGUAUGCGAAGCAGGAGACGGCGAUGGAGCCAUUUGACGAGGCGCUGUCACAGCGUGUGCAGACACUAUCAGAUACCAUGGACGAGCAGACAGAGCGCGUCGUCGACUACCGCAAGUCGGUGCCGACCGCCUACGCCCACGCGGUAGCGCGACGUGCCGCGGCACGACGUGCGCUGGCCGAUGCCAAGGAGGACCAGCGGCAGCGGCGCCUGCGCACGUCCAAACGCCACGCGGCGGCGCCGUAUCCUGCGAUCGCCCGCGGCCAGCCGCUGCACCUGGACGCGGAUGCCAAGGCCCGUACCCAGGCGACGCUCACGAACGUGUACGCCACCUUGCGACGACUCCACACAUCCUUACCGGCGCGGCAAGAGUCGGCCUUGGAACAGGAGCGCCUGGUGCGCCAUUUACGGCGCCACGACGACGCCACCCGACCUGUCUGA
This is a messenger RNA of Malassezia restricta, 669 nucleotides long. RefSeq lists its product as uncharacterized. Gene Ontology annotation, biological process: mitotic sister chromatid segregation. Gene Ontology annotation, cellular component: kinetochore. Bases 1 to 669 code for a protein of 222 amino acids. NCBI's taxonomy places the organism in Eukaryota, Fungi, Basidiomycota, Malasseziomycetes, Malasseziales, Malasseziaceae. The transcript has a single exon. The record is from RefSeq and is a predicted model, not a curated record.